Penicillium paradoxum is the source of this 2331-nucleotide messenger RNA. RefSeq lists its product as uncharacterized. The record is from RefSeq and is a predicted model, not a curated record. The transcript has a single exon. Bases 1 to 2331 code for a protein of 776 amino acids. Lineage: Eukaryota; Fungi; Ascomycota; Eurotiomycetes; Eurotiales; Aspergillaceae.
AUGGCACCCAUCCCAAGGGCCGAUUUGGACCUGGACAAUCCUUCUUCGGAUGUUGGUGGUAGCCAGGACUCUCCGCUGCGCCGUCAGUUUUCCGAACCUUUCCGUCCCCAAUCUACUUCAACCCAGAUCUCCCAGUCCCCGGAGCCCAUGCCCCGCCGAGUCAAGUGUGACUGGUGCGGAAAGCUUUUGAUGCUUCCAAAUGACAACAGCAUCUCGGAAGAAGACCUCCUCAAGCAUCACACUAAUGAAGCUCAUCCAAAACCCAUCAGAUUUGCUGGAUAUGACGGCACUGAGGAUGGUGGCGAUGAUGUCACAGAAGACGGCGCUGAAUAUGGCGCUGAUGAUGCUUAUGAUGAGAACGGCGAUCUCCAAGAUGAUGAUGCUAUUGAACAAGAUGAGCCCGCAUCUCAAGCUGUCAAGCCCGAAGAUGGCUCAGCUCAGCUCGAAGGAAGUGCACAGAUCGCAGUGGAAGCGACCGCUGACGGUAACAAUGGCACCAAGCCAACCGUACUCCCAGUCAAUAUCAACAACCUUCCUCCACCAAAACUUGAUCGACUUGAAUGGCUUUCUAACCCACGUACUUCAUAUCCAGAGGGAUAUCGCCUCCGAGUUGGCGAGUGGCAACGACCAGACGUCAAACAGCGCCUUGCCCGCUUCUGGAAUGUACAUGAUGCCAACAAAUUCUCGCCUGACUACGACCAUGAGGCUGCCAAGUGUGAAGCUACUUGGGACAAUGCUUUCCACGACCUUUCCAAACCCAGAAAACGUGAUGCUCCUGAACCACCGUCUCAUCCGCUUCCGUACAAGAAAACCAAAGUUGAGAGGGGUGAAUUUCUUGAAAUCCAAGUGCAAGAAAUCGAAAAUCUUGUGAACAUGCUCCGCAAUCCCGAAAAAUACACAUCUGAAGAACUCUACGCGCUUACCCAGACCGGAGCGUUUACCUUGAAAACAAUCCAAGACGAAUACUUGGCCCUGGAUGACCUUUACCUCAGGGCACAUCGGCACAAACGGGAUCAGCCCUCAUAUGAAACGAAGCGACAUCAGAUGCAAGGUCACAAGAAAAAGGGCGCAGGCCCUCUGGCUAAAGUCAACGAGGACAAACUUGAUUUUGAGGAAAAGAAAGAGGCCAUGCUUUAUGGCUACAAACACAACUAUUUCCCAAGCAAUCUCCCAACUUUGCCUAUUCGUUCAAUGCAAGAUCCAUUUGUUCAAGGUGGAUUUGUUCCCACUCCCGCGCAAGCCAGAAAGAUGAUUGCGAAGAAAACUGAGAGUGGUGAUCGCAACCCUGAUGGGUGGACACCCAUGAAGAAACAUGGGCUUGACUAUCACCCACAGCUGUACGAACCUCGACGCGAGCCAGUUGCACCCAAAGUCACUCGGAAGCGCAAGGCCGCAGAGGUUGCGGCACCAACAAAAACGAUCGAUACGGACGAGACCCAGAAUGAGAGUGCAGAUGGCGAUGAAACUGAAGAAGACAACCAUCCCGCCAAGCGACGCACUCGUGGCCGUGGCGGCAAGAAUUUUGUUGCUGACUCCAUUCCUACCGAUGCAAACUCUCGCAGAGGCUCUGGCCGUGGUCGUGGUCGUGGCCGUGGCCGUGGGCUUGGUCGCCUUGGCUCCUCUCGGGCUACCUUCGAAGUCACCCCCGCCCCCAUUCAAUCCUCAUCCCGGGGCCGGGGUCGACGUGGUGCUAGCAAUCUGGCCUCCUCCUCCUCAUCAUCAAUCCCCUCUGCAGCAGAGUCCUCCUUCCCGGUGAUCGAACCGGUGGCCACAGACACUCCCGUUGAGCCCAGCCCGGCGGUGGCCAAGAAGGAGGCGCUCUCUGCUGAGGCGAUUGAGGAGGCCAGGAGGCAGAAGAUCGCCAAUUCGAAGAACCCCAAGAGGACCAAGGCGAUGCUCGAUCACUGGGACCGGUUCAACCGGGAAGGACGGAUCCGCAAUCCAAAGCGAUCCAAGGCCCAAAUCGAGCAGGACCGUACCGUCGGUGGAGAUGGCGCCGGCGACGAAGUCCCCAAGCCCCCUGGCCCUGGCCGCCGCAAGCGAUCGCCCUCGCUGGCGCCAAUUGCUGGCAAUCUCGCCCCCAAGGGGCCCCCCGGCCUGCCCUCAAUGGCAAGCGUACAGGCGCAGCAGCAGCCCAUGCCACCCACCCUCCCUCCUAUGGGGGUGGUGACUCACUACGGCCCUGGCCCAGUGAACCCUUAUGCCACUGCUGCGCCUGUUGCGCCUAUGGCGCAACUGGGACAACCCAUGCCUCCCCAGUACGCUCCAUUCCCGUACGUUCAGUACGGAAUGGGUCCCCUCCCGGGUCACAACCCGGCGGGACGCCAUUGA